UAAUUUAGCCUUGUCAAAAACUUGAGAUCUUCAACCAACUUGCCCCUUUUCCCUCUUCCGACCGUCUCACCGAGUUCUGCCUUACUCAUUGCAACUCACUCUCAUCUUCCUUCCUCUUGACCAGUUUUUUUCUUUUAAGAGGAUUCAACUUUGGAGCACCUUUUCCAGGUUCUUUGAUGGGUUCUUGAGUUCUUAUAAUUGUUUGAUGGUGUGAUUUGUGAGCUUCUUUUGAAGAAAAAAAUGAUACUUUCAGCUCUUUUAACUUCAGUUGGAAUCAAUUUUGGACUGUGUUUGCUGUUUUUCACUUUGUAUUCAAUAUUGAGGAAGCAACCUGGUAAUUUGUACGUGUAUGCACCCCGUUUGGUCGAUAAAGAGAAAUCUCAGCAACAGGAGAGUGAUGAUUUUUACUUGGAAAGGUUAUUGCCUUCUGCUGGUUGGGUUAGAAAUGCUUGGCAGCUUUCUGAAGAUGAAAUCUUGUCAAUUUCGGGUUUAGAUGGUCUCGUGUUCACUCGGAUCUUCACCUUCAGCUUGAAAGUGUUCACCGUUGCUGGGGUUAUUGGAAUCUCCAUCCUUCUUCCAAUUAAUUAUUUUGGGAACCAGCUAAGUGAUGAUUUUGGCCAUUUGCCAAACAAGUCAUUGGAUUCAUUUAGUAUAUCAAAUGUCAAUGACGGUUCAAACAGGUUAUGGGUUCACUUUUCUGCUGCAUAUAUUUUUACUGGAGUUGUCUGCUAUCUUCUGUAUUGUGAGCAUAAAUAUAUGUCGGCAAAAAGGAUUGCUUACUUCUAUUCAUCCAAACCACAGCCUCAUCAGUUUACAAUAUUAGUCCGCAGUAUCCCUUCCUCAUCUGGAAGAAACCUUAGUGAAACUGUUGAGAGUUUUUUCACUGAGUAUCAUCCUUCUACUUAUCUUUCACAUUCAAUGGUUCAUCGAACAAGCAAAAUUCAAGAUCUCAUUAAUGAUGCGGACAAACUGUAUAGAAAGCUUGGCUGCAUGAAAUCAAACAACCAUUCUCAGCAAAACUUUAGACGUGAUGGCUUUUUAGGACUCAUUGGACGCAAAGUUAAUCUUUUAGACCACUAUGAAAAGAAGUUGGAAGAUUUGGAAGAUAAUGUGAGGAUGGAGCAAAAUUUAUUGGCUGCAGAGGAAGUUCCAGCUGCUUUUGUUUCAUUCAAGUCACGGUUUGGUGCUGCAGUAGCCUUACACAUCCAACAGGGGGUUAAUCCCACAGAAUGGGUCACUGAGCGAGCUCCUGAGCCUCAGGAUGUUCACUGGGCUUUCUUUUCUGCAUCAUUCAUUAAAAGAUGGAUCUUCAAACUGGUGGUGCUUGUUGCAUCAUUUGCUCUAAUUGUUCUUUUUCUUAUUCCAGUUGUGAUAGUGCAAGGUCUUGCUAAUCUGGAUCAAUUGGAAAAAUGGUUUCCUUUUCUGAAAGGCAUACUGAGCCUAACUGUUGUCAGUCAAGUAAUUACAGGAUAUCUUCCAAGUCUCAUUCUGCAGUUAUUUCUUUUUUUUGUUCCACCAAUUAUGUUAACAUUUUCCGCCAUUCAAGGAUACAUUUCUCGCAGUCAAAUAGAAAGAAGUGCUUGUUCCAAGAUGCUAUGGUUUAUCAUAUGGAACAUCUUCUUUGCAAAUGUACUGUCAGGGUCAGCUUUCUAUCUAGUCAAUGUAUUCCUUGAGCCCAAAAAUAUUCCCAGGGUGCUAGCUGAAGCUGUUCCAGGUCAGGCAUCGUUCUUCAUUUCAUAUGUUGUGACUUCUGGGUGGACCAAUCUAUCAUCAGAACUCUUCCGAUUGAUUCCACUGGUUUGCAGUUUUUGGAAAAGAAUAUUUUCAGGAAAAGAUGGGGAUGAAUUUGAGGUUCCAUCAAUUCCUUACUAUAAUGAUAUCCCCACUAUUCUCUUCUUUGGACUUCUGGGUAUAACGUACUUUUUCCUCUCUCCCCUAAUUCUGCCAUUUCUCUUGGUUUACUUUUGCCUUGGAUACAUCAUCUUUCGCAACCAGCUGUUGAAUGUGUAUGCCCCAAAGUAUGAAACAGCUGGGAUGUUUUGGCCUAUAGUGCACAAUUCGACAAUAUUUUCCUUGAUAUUGAUGCAUAUUAUUGCAAUUGGAAUAUUUGGGCUUAAGAAGCUACCUUUGGCAUCUAGUUUAAUUAUUCCUCUUCCCGUUCUCACUCUCAUCUUCAAUGCGUACUGCCAGAACCGGUUCCUACCUUUAUUUAAAGCUUAUCCUACUGAGUGUUUGAUAAAAAAAGAUAGGGAAGACCUGAAUGAAGCAGGCAUGACGGAGUUUUAUGAUAAAUUAGUCACUGCAUAUCAAGAUCCAGCUCUGAGGCCAGUUCAGCAUGCCAGAAGCUCUGACAGGGACACUUCUCCCCUACUUCACAGUACUGAAGUUUGAACUCUCCGUGUGUGGUUUUUUUUUUUGAUGAAUGAAUUUGAAUUCAUUUGGCAAUCCUCGUCUUAAUCUUAACAAGGUAGCCCAUGUGUUGUUUUAGCAUCAUUUUUUAAGGCUGUGGAUUCAUUUUUUAAUUCAUUUAGAUACACAGGGCUCUUGGUCUCGGACUUUAUUAUUAUUAUUAUUGGUGUUUUUUUGGGUUUUGUAUGUUUGUCAACAAGUUGAUAUCAAAUAAUUCCGAGUUGUGUAGUGUUCGAUUCACUGUAAAAAAUUUAUUCAGCUUAAAAUU
This is a messenger RNA of Populus euphratica (Euphrates poplar), 2677 nucleotides long. RefSeq names its product CSC1-like protein HYP1 (gene HYP1). The record is from RefSeq and is a predicted model, not a curated record. Gene Ontology annotation, cellular component: plasma membrane. The coding region runs from base 241 to 2391 and encodes 716 amino acids. Gene Ontology annotation, molecular function: calcium-activated cation channel activity. Lineage: Eukaryota; Viridiplantae; Streptophyta; Magnoliopsida; Malpighiales; Salicaceae. The transcript is spliced from 11 exons.